Messenger RNA from Alnus glutinosa, 1922 nucleotides. RefSeq names its product FCS-Like Zinc finger 8-like. NCBI's taxonomy places the organism in Eukaryota, Viridiplantae, Streptophyta, Magnoliopsida, Fagales, Betulaceae. The record is from RefSeq and is a predicted model, not a curated record. Bases 336 to 1523 code for a protein of 395 amino acids. The transcript is spliced from 3 exons.
UUAAUCAUGGGAGAGAGAGAGAGGCAGAGAGGGGGAGAGGAGUAUAUCAGAAGCCUCAGUGCCUCUGUGUUUCUCUGAUUUUUAUGCAUGCAGGAGGAGCAAAAAGGGGAAGAAAAAAAAAAAAAAAGAGGAAAAAUAUAGAGAGAGGUGUGCUGGGCAAGUUAUAUUUUUGUCAAUAUUUAACUUUGAUACAUUUGGAUUUAUCUUCAGAGUUUCAGCUUACAAACCUCAUCCGCUGAGUUUGCAGGGGUGAGAACCAACCAGGAAUUGUUUGGCUUUUUAAGAGGACCGAGGUUUGUAGAUAAUGCUGAAGAAAGGUCAUAUGCAGUAGUCUAAUGGCUGAUUCUGCUCCCGAGUCUUUGCAAUCUGAUAUAUUGGGCCUGAGACAUAUAAGCAGCUCACUUUUCAGUAUUCCUGGUUUCAUUGUAGGGCUUGGAACAAAAUGUUUAUCAGAUUCUGACUCAGUUAGGAGCCCCACAUCUCCUCUGGAUUUGAAAGUUCUUUCAAAUCUUAGUAACCCCUUUGGUCUCAGGUCCCCAAGAACAAAAUCUCAAAGUGGGCAUCAAAAGAAGUGGGAUUGCAAUAAAGUAGGCUUUGGCAUUGUAGAUUCACUUGUGAAUGAAGGCAAACCUUCUGUAGGAGUCCUUGAUUCACCAAGGAGGAGUAAUGUAAUUUUUGGAGCACAUGUGAAGACUAGCAUUCAUAAUACUUCAAAGCAUUACCUUGAGCCACAUAAUUCUUCUUUAAAAUCCAAUUCUUUGCCUAAAAACUACAUCUUUUCAUCGCUUCCUAAAACCCGGACUCUCUAUCCCCAAUUAGGUGGCACAAAUGUUGACUUUGGGAAUGAAGGUGGCCCUUUAGAAUCUGAACCAACUAUAAGUAUUACAUCUUGCUUGGCGGAUUCCACUAUGCCUUCGUCCUUACAUGUUUGCUUAACUCAAACUCUCAGUUUGAGUUCUACGAAUUUUUGUUCAGAAAAUAAGACUACCACAAUGAGUUCAGGUCCAGUAAUUAGCCAUGGUUCAGAAGUCUCUUUGGGUAACAAACCAAGUUCGCUUCCAAUUUCGAUUGGCUCCAACCAUGAACUUCCAGGUUCUCUUUCUGCAAGAGAUAUAGAGCUCUCUGAGGAUUAUACCUGUAUUAUUUCUCAUGGUCCAAAUCCUAAAACAACUCACAUUUUUGGUGACUGUGUUUUGGAUUGUCACACAAAUGAGUUGGCCAAUUUUGGUAAGAAAGAAGAAUCAGGGACUAACUUAUCUCAAGUGGCUAAAACCUCACAAAAUUUGACACCACCUCGCUCUGACAAGAUUCUCAGCUUCUGCUGCUCAUGCAGUAAAAGACUUGAAGACGGGGAAGACAUCUACAUAUACAGAGGUGAGAAAGCAUUUUGCAGUUUCGAGUGCCAUGCUGAGGAGAUUUUGUCCGAGGAAGAAGAGGAAACUUACAAUAACUACGCUGAAAGCUCUCCUGAAUCAAGCUACAAUGAAGAUCUCUUCCUGAUGGGUAUGCCCUUCCCCACCUAAUGGGGGCUGUAAUUGCUAUCUCUAGGCUCCCAUGUCCAUGAUUGAUACAUGGGUCAUCUAUUUUUGAAGAGCUGUCUAUGUGAAUCUUUUUGUAGCCAUGGAUGAUCACAAUCUGCUUCAUCCCAUUUUGCUAGUUGUGUUACUACUUUCAUGGUAUGGGUAAUCCGAGGUAGCCACAGCAAAGAGUUUUUUCAUUCUAUAAAGGAGACAUAGAUAUAUAGUCUUAGGUUUGUUGUUUAGCUUACAGUUUCGAUUAGAUGGGUUGGAAGUGGCCAGAUGCCCUCGCCCAUCAAGUUUUCUUUUCUUCUGUGUUUCCUGCUGUGGCCCUUGGUGAGAGUUCAUGUAGUAGCUUUUGAACCUUAAUGAACUCAUUGAUGAAUGAAUGCGGCAUUUACGUAA